ACAGUUCACAGUUUAGAGUAACUAUAAAUGGCCUGGUUUUUCCUCCUAUUCACAUUGCUUUGUCUUAAAGCUGAUUUCAGUGACAAUGUGCUGAUCACUCAAUGGCCAAAGUACAUCUCUACUCUUCCAGGCUCUCCUGUGGAAAUGCACUGUUACCAGAAUGACACAGACUAUGACUACAAAUACUGGUACAGGCAAAUAAAAGGUGAAAGGCCAGUGCUAAUUGCCAGCUACAUUGUUAACUCUCCCUCACCUGAGAAAGGUUUCGAGACUGGCUUUACAUUGACAGGGACAGAGACAAAGAAAUGGACCCUGACAGUGGACGUUAAGGAGGGGAGUGAUGCUGUGUAUCUGUGUGCUGCUAGUUUACACAGGAACACAAGAUGUGCGAAUGUUCAGCAGAAGUUGCACUUACUGGCCAACAAGAAUAACAGAUUAGAGAUAAAGUGUAGUCUUGAUGACAGUGGCAUGUUAAAUAUGUUUUGGUAUCAGCAGAAGGAUACAGCCAUGGUCCUAAAUGGGUACAACUAUGGCAUGAGUGAGCCCAACUAUGAGGACAAAUAUUCUAAUUUGAAAGUCAGUCAACCAGAAAAUAUAACAGUUACUGCGCUCUCUGAAAAGGAGAAAUGUAAGAAGUUCAUCACUCUUGUAUGUGUGGUCAUGAACUUCUACCCAGAUCAUCUGCAAAUAAACUGGAAAAUUGGAGGCAAAAAAGUAGCCGCCGGUGUGGCAACAGACAAUGAAGCUACCAAAAAAACAAAUGGAAGAUUUGACAUGUCCAGCAGACUCAAAGUCUCAAAAGAGAAAUGGAACAAAGCAGAAAACAUAUUUACCUGCAUAUAUUCUUUCUAUAAUGGAAGUGAAUAUUUGACUGAUUCAUCCAGCGUUAAUGGAAUUAAAGGUAGCGGAUUUGACCGAGGGUUCAACUGGCAAGUGAAUACACUGAAACUCAUGAAAUCACGGAUUGAAGAAGUUGCCAACUACGCAAAACUAGAAUUUGGAGAAGGGACCAAACUAACAGUUCUGGCUGCAAACAUCUCAAAGCCCAAAGUCAAGGUCCUACCACCUUCUCCAAGAGAGAUCUGUUCCCAAAACAAGAUAGACAAAACUUCAACUUUGGUGUGUGUAGCCACUGACUUUUAUCCUGAUCAUGUCCAUGUAACCUGGCAAGUAAAUGGCAAAGACAUAAAGACCAAAGUGGCAACUGACCUUACACCCCAACAAGACAAGAGUAAAUUACAGUACAUUAUCACCAGCAGAAUGAAAGUUGAUGAUGCAGACUGGAUGAACCCCAAAAAUAUCUUCACCUGCACUGUUCAUUUCUACAAUGGAAAGCAAUACAUCAAUGUCCGAUACAGCAUAAGAGGCCAAAAAGUAAAUCUGAGGUCACUGAACACGGUUGGCAUUGGCUACAUCCUGUUCCUCUCCAAGAGUGUGCUGUACGCUCUGAUUGUGGGCGGUCUGAUGUGGAAACUCAAGUUUUCAAUAAACGGAAAAUAAUUACCAGAGGACUGAGAUACAUUUGUCAUCAUCUUCACCACUGAGAGAUCAGAGCUGUUUUUACGUCAUAUUUGCGAGAUGCUUGUUUGCUGUAUUUUAUUUGAUUCAUGCUUAUAAUUGUGUAGCAGUGUUUGCUUUUGAGAUUGUAUGCCUUCAAAGUCAUAUCUUAUCAUAUUUCAUGAAAAUAUAAUAAAAUAUGAAGAAUUUCCCUCAAAUCUGGACACUUCCUUGUUAGUUUAGCACACAUAUCAAGUAUUAACUCAUAAACUGACUGGUUAAGCUAAAGCUAUAAGCAGGAAAACGCAACUAAUCAUGAGAAGAAUUAGAAGAAACAGAAGAAUCCGACUGAGCUUUAUUGCCAAGUAUGCUUACACAUACAAGGAAUUUGUCUUGGUGAGACAAACCUGCUGUUCAGGUAAAAUGCAAAACUACCAAAAUAUUUUCUUCUUUUUGUUCUUGGCAUUUUGGAUUCUACUUUUUUGCUAUGACUAAAAUAUUAUUUAUUGAACUGCAUCCUUUGCUUUACGAGAAAGAGAGAAUAUUUGCAUCUGUUCUUCACAGUGGAAAAUUUGCACAUUUGGAAAAUGUGGGUGUGUUAUCUCAGUUAUGUAAGAAAAUUCCAUUGAAUCAAGAAAAAUAAGACAUUGUAUGACCUGUGACCUCUAAGUUUUCUCAUGAUGUGAACUCUAAAGCUUUACAAAGAUAACUGUUUUUUUGUUUUGUUUUUUAAAUUUCCUGGAACAAGACAAAGUAAAAAGUACUAAGAACUGUGAAACUGCAACUGAAAUAACAUUUGCAAAUAACACCGACUAUAGACAAACAAAUAGAGAGUCUGAGCAUUUAAGACAUUUUUGAGUGAAUUUUAUCCUGAUGCACCUCCAUACUUAAUUCUAAUAAUUACAUAAAUAUAUAUUCU
Messenger RNA from Myxocyprinus asiaticus (Chinese sucker), 2416 nucleotides. Its product is annotated as M1-specific T cell receptor beta chain-like. The coding region runs from base 28 to 1500 and encodes 490 amino acids. The record is from RefSeq and is a predicted model, not a curated record. NCBI's taxonomy places the organism in Eukaryota, Metazoa, Chordata, Actinopteri, Cypriniformes, Catostomidae. The transcript has 10 exons.